AUGGAGGCUCCUACGCUAAAAAUCCCUGGCGAGUCUGCUCAACAGCAAGAGCAGCAACAUGUUUACUCCGGUCAGUUGCAGAGAAAACAGGCUCCUGAAGGCUCUGCCGAAUGGUACUUUGACAGAACAUGCGACUGGAUGGGUGACCAUCCAUGGAUCACAGGUAUUGGAGUGUUUGGGCUUGCGUAUUUUGCGGCCGGGUUCGUAAAGACGAACCAGCCAGGUCUCAACGGUAAGGCGUUCAUUAAGGGCUCUUUUGGCCAGAAGAUGUCGGCCAAGGAGGCUCUUCAGAUCUUGAGCUUGAAGGAGUCGACGUUGUCCAAGGCCAAGUUGAAGGAACAGCACCGUAAAUUGAUGAUGGCCAACCACCCGGAUAAAGGAGGUUCUUCUCUUUUGGCCACUAAAGUGAAUGAGGCCAAAGACUUUUUGGAGAAGAGAGGAGGUAUGAAGGAUAAGUAG
Sungouiella intermedia is the source of this 459-nucleotide messenger RNA. The record is from the annotation of a GenBank genome assembly. Lineage: Eukaryota; Fungi; Ascomycota; Pichiomycetes; Serinales; Metschnikowiaceae.